AACGUCUUGGCAUCUGAUGUGUGGUGAUUUUGCUUGAUCUCUUGGUUGCCGCGAUACUGUCCCAACAUAUUGUCAACUGUUGCAACAAGCUUUGUAACAAUACAGGGCUAGAUUGCCGUGUAAUCGCAAUUUGUGACAGCAAACGGGAAGCUGACGCAUAUUUGAAAGUGUCGCCGUCGGGAUAAUAUCAACACUCAAAAUGGCCGAUAAAUACGAUCCAGAAGGUGUUCCUCCACCAGCGGCAAGCCAGCAGACCACGGUGACCACAACGACUACAACAACAAGUACAGGUCUUGUUCGUGAUUAUGGAUUUAUCACAUGUGAUUGGGGUUAUCCCAUUAAAACCAUGCACGGAAUCAUGAAACUCGUACAGAUCAUUCUGUCACUGUUAUGUCUUAUCUGUAUAUCUGCGUCACCAUGGUAUUGGGGCAAAAACUGGUCAUCAUACAGAUUUCUGCAAUUUGUCACAUGCUUCUGUUUGUCAUGUACGGGUACUCUUAUACUUAACUAUAUGACCAAGUGUCUUUACAGAGUACCGUUACCAUGGUUAUUUAUCGAGUUAUGCUAUACUACGAUUGCAUUCAUAUUUUAUCUGAUUGGUUCUUCUUGUGUUGCUGCAGCUACCUACGGAAAUGGCGGUUUAGGGGCUGCUGCGGCGUUCGGUUUCUUUGCCAUGGUAGCUUAUGGAGUGGAAGGAUAUUUUCUCUUCAGAGAAUGGCGUACCGGUAGAACACAUGCAGUUGAACGUGGUGGCGGUGGUGGUGGUGGUGGUGGCGUCACAACAACAACAGUUGCUGAGACCAAGCAAGAGGCUCCUCCAGCAUAUUCCCCUUAG
Messenger RNA from Saccoglossus kowalevskii, 835 nucleotides. RefSeq names its product CKLF-like MARVEL transmembrane domain-containing protein 4. NCBI's taxonomy places the organism in Eukaryota, Metazoa, Hemichordata, Enteropneusta, Harrimaniidae. The record is from RefSeq and is a predicted model, not a curated record. Gene Ontology annotation, cellular component: membrane.